AUGUUAAGCAUGCUAGGUGAUAACCUAUUUCAAAGAAGGUGGUUCGGCGGAGACUGGGGAUUACCUAUGUGCAGGCUACUGGUGUGGUUUCAUUUUCCAGCGGAGUACUGUUCGAUCUGGAGCCUUGUUGCCAUAGCCGUUGACCGCUAUUAUGCAGUGGCUCGCCCUUUGCAGUUUUCCCCUUUAUCUCACCAUACAAGGCUGGUAGUUUCCUUGAUUUGGGUGUGGUCUCUGUCUUCAGCAGCUGGAACGAUUUCUAUGGCCAAACUUAUCUUCGUGGAGGGAACUGGCCACUUUUGUGUCGUGGAUUAUUCUCAUGUUGAGCUGUCCGCAGCGAACGUUGUAAGCAUCUGCGUGUUGCUGUUUAACUUUGUCUUUCCUCUUUUGGCCAUGGCGGUACUCUAUUCAAUCGUGUGUUCUCGUUUGUUGUCUCGAGAAGUGCCUGGCGAUGAAGCUGGUCACAGUGCAAGGCACGCAGAAGCCAUGAAGACAGCAAAGAAAGUUAACCGAAUGAUGAUCAUCGUUGUUGUUUCAUUUACUCUAUGUUGGUUUCCUUUUUUCAUAUUUGUUGGUUUGGACAGUUUGCAUAAGAUUGAAAUUCCAUAUGCAGCGCUCAAAUUUGUGGUGUGGUUGGCAAACGCUUAUAGUGCAAUUAAUCCUUACAUCUACUUGUCAUUAAGCGAUAAAUUUCGAAAGGAAUUUAUGAUUAUUCUGAACAAAUGUCGGAGCAGUUUUAGCUGUGGGUAAGAAUCUUUUAUCCUGCUAGCUACUGUCCUGCACCAAUAAAAUGGCAUGGCUGGUAUCGUCACUUUUUGCUUCUUUCUUAUCUAUGACUUUGGGUUUGUGCUUGGAAGCGUACAAAUCAAAGAAAUUGAAAACUUUUGACUCAUGUAUAGCGAAUGUACUACUUAAGGUACCUUAUAUCACCACAGAGGCGUAGAUCGAGUUUCUAUCUCAGUGCAACAAUUUCUUUAGCUGUUUUCAUAACGAUAACGAUUAUUAUGAUAAAAACAGUAAUGAUAAUUUUGAUAAUGAUAAUAAUAAUAGCAAUAAUAAAAAUGGGAAUAUGAAAGCGAUCUUCGCAGUGGUGAACACUACUUGAGCAGUAGUGAAAAGAAGGCCUGAAAUGAAAAUUCAGGCCUGUACGGGAUUUAAACCCAUGACCUCUGCAAUACCGGUACAGCGCUCUACUAACUGAGCCAACCAAUCAACUAGGAGCUGGUCAUUAUGUUAGUUCCAAUAAACCUGUGAAGUGAUGAAUAAACAACUGUGAAUAUAUGAUGACAUGAUGAAAAUAAUGAUAGUUAAAAUUAUGAUAGUUAAAAUUAUGAUAUUCUUUAUUUAAUCUCAGUGAUGACGCAUAGAUAACAAACUUAUAGUUUGAUCUAGCCAAAUAUGCAAUUUCAAUACCACUGUAAUAUUUUGUAAAUAAAAAAAUUCAAGGUUUAGUUUUAAGAUAUAUUUAAAGAGCAUCAACCCUUAUGCCUUCCUAUUCCGCUAUCCCCAAAUUUAUGUCAGAGAACGUACACUGUGGGUGUUGGAUUACAAAUAUGCUACGAAAAGCUAAUAUAUGAACAGAAGUACUAACACUAAUUUUAAAUACACCUUAUUUCGUUUGUUUAACAUAUAAUACACGCAGAUAUAUUGCGAAUUCCGUUAAAAUUUUUUUUCCGAGCCCUGUAGGAACAUGGAAAAUGCGAGCAAUAGAUAAAAUAUCCACUCACAUGGUGUGUAGAUUAUAAUAGCUACAAUUUAACUGACAACCGACUUUUUUAUGGUGGAUAAGGAAACCACAAAAGUUUAGCGAUACAUUUUCUUUCCCUAUCACCAUGAAGAAAUCGAGCGUUUGCUUCGAUCUGUUACACACUGGCUCUGUCCACCCAGAAUCACGAUGAGUACCGACGAACUAACGUAUCGCGAAUUAUUGAUUUUCUAUGAAAUUAAAACAUCCAUCUUUUGACAAAAGGUUUUUUCAAGAGUCUGCUAGUGUCAUGUAACUAUUGAACGAAAAAAAUUACUGUUACGUCAAACACUUCAGCCGUCAGACGAUCUCAUGGUUGCGUCGCGUAGCAAGUGUAGCUAUGGUAAUUAUCACUUAUUGAAGAAAUAAUACUUCCAUUCGCUAUGCUGGCCAAUGAAUAUGUUCUGCAACUUUUACAUAUAGAUAAAACCAUGGUUUGAGUAGCAAGGCAAAGCAGAUACUCAUUGAUAUGUCACGACAGGUGUAACUACAGAUCGCUCUUCUCCAGCUGGUAAGAACGAAAUGUUUUCAAAAAGAUUUUACUGCCGGACUGGGUGUUUCUGCUUUUUCAAUUUCGACUGUAUCUUGAUUUAUAACUAGAUCUCACGUUUUUGAAAUCUGUUUAUGAUACUGUUUAAUAAGUCAUUCACUCAUGGAUAAAAAUGAAGCGAGUUUUACUCGAUAAUGGUAACCAUCUUGGUGAAGUCUGAACUCUGUUUAAGUCCGAUUGCCAAAAUAGAAAAAGAGGAAAAAAAACAGUCAGAAUUCAUGUAGGAUGUAAUAGAAGACAACGCGCUUCAACUGGAUCUAACAAGUAUUGCUUGAUUGAAAUUCAUUAAUUAAAAACAUGUUUAUCUGACUUUGGACUUUUUGUUGUAAGGUAUCAUGCUCAGUUAUCUUUAAGAUAAAAACAUUCCACCUCUGUUUUGUUACACCCACGAAGAAUUAGUUUUUUUGAGAUUGAACUGAAACGUUAUAUUCCUCUCUGCCUGAGGGGUAGGCGUCCACUAAUAGCAUUUUUGGCAAAUUUCUAACAAAAACCCUAAUUAGUAAAUACUUAGAGCAUGGCGUUUUCGGGAAUUGCCAUAUAGAUAUAAAGUUACAAGUCCAGUACAUUUCCUGUGGUUGCUUAUUAUGCAUGCCAUUUCCCACGAUGUCAAUAACGAACAUGUGGUAAACACUGUACAAUAGACUUUGUCAUAGUUGUGUGUUCUUCGUCGAUCUGUGGUCUACUACCUGUCACUAUCGCGUUCUUCUGCCUCAGAGACAUCUCUUUUUAUGAGUGAAAUGUACAUUUUUUUCAGCUGGACUUUCAAUUUUCUUAUAGUCAGAAAAUUCGAUGCAAUGAAUAUCAGCGACUAAUUAGAGCUCCAAAGAAUCUGUUACUGAGGCUAUAAAACACACAAAUUAAAACGAUAUCCCCACGAAGCCUUACGCACACUGCAAGCUUGUAGAAAUAGCUUUAUUCCGCAAGUGGAUCCUAAUUUACAACGUUGAAUUUAGAAACUCGGCAACAAUAUAAGAGUCAACAAAACAAAUGGCCCGCAUCUGCCAAACAACGUAUUUAACGCCUCUUCAGAUGCAAUCGUUUGAAAGCUGACGUCUUUUUAUACAAAUGCUAUCUCUUUUCGAGGAAAGGAAAUAUGGCUGAAAUAAGUGUGUGGUUGAGAUAACCAUAGGUUAAUGGUACGAGAUACACUGAUACACUGAUACACUUAAGCUGAGGUUUUGAAAUUUUAAAGCAAGCUGACAUACUUGCAAUUUUCGUAACUUGUGAGAAAUUGCUAGAUUAUCGAUAUUCUUAAGCUAGUGCUUCAGAGUGAUGUGGCUAAAAACCGAGCGUCUUUUUCAGUUCGCUUAUUUGCUGAUUAGUUAAUCUCUCUGAUUGGUUUCGCCUUUGUUUGUUUGGUUCUUGUUUGUCACUGACUUAAUUAAUUCUCUUGUUCGCAUAGGAAACACGACAAGCCCUCCGCUCUCUGCCAACAAUUCAGUGAUAAUGACCAGUUUGACAUCAGUCUACUUUGUUACUAUAUUCGCUUCCAUAUUUUGCAACUCCAUGAUCAUCCUCAUAAUCCGUACAAGACACUUCUUAAAAUUCGUCACCAACCACCUCAUCCUCAGUCAAGCAUAUGCAGACUUGAUCAUCACGUUUACCAUAAUGUUGGGCAUGUUGGGGGAUGA
This is a messenger RNA of Pocillopora meandrina, 3922 nucleotides long. Lineage: Eukaryota; Metazoa; Cnidaria; Anthozoa; Scleractinia; Pocilloporidae. The record is from the annotation of a GenBank genome assembly.